ACAGGCACACACAUACUGGGCAGCCAGUGGGGCUGCUGUUCUCUCUGGACUCUGUGUCUCUCACACUCUCCGUCUGUCUCUCUGUGUCUCUCACACUCUCCCUGUCCGUCUCUCUGUCUCUCUCUCCCUGUCUGUCUCUCUCUUUGUCUCUCACAGUCCCCCUGUCUGUCUCCCUCUGUCUCUCACUCUCUCUGUCUCUCUCACACUCUCCCUGUCUGUCUCUCUCUGUCUCUCCCUCUCUCUCUCUCUGUCUGUCUCUCUCACACUCUCCCUGUCUCUCUCUCCCUCUGACUCUCCCUGUCUGUCUCUCUCUGUCUCUCUCUUCAGUGUCUGGACAGAGGGAUGAGUGUGGAGGUAGAACGGAAGUUUGUGUGUCGCUCUGACACAGAGACCAGACUGAAAGAGCUAGGAGCUCAGUUUGUGGGCGAACGCAGUUUUCAUGAUCGCUACUUUGAUACCGAGCAGUUCACCCUGACCCUGUCUGACACCUGGCUACGCUGCAGAGGGGCAUGCUGGGAGCUGAAAUGCCCGGUCAGAGUGAGGGAGGGAGAGGAAGAGGAGGAGGAGAAAGGGAGAGAGAGAGGAGGAGGAGGAGGAGGAGGAGGAGAAGGACGAAACAUAAAACUGUGUACCCGCUAUAGGGAGAUAACUGAGCUGUCGGAGAUUGUGGAUAGGGUGAGGCAAGUGGUGCUGAGAGAGAAGAGGGGAGAGGGGGAGAGAGAGAGGGAGAUUUUAAAGGAGGGAGAGGGAGAGCGCUCCUGCAAGACUGAAGCAGAGAAGGAAGGAGAGGGAAGGGGGGAGAGGGAGAAGGAAGGAAAGAGAGAGGGAAGGGGAGAGGGGGAGAAAGAAGGAGAGAGAGAGGGACGGUGGGAGAGACAGACAGACAGUGCUUGGCUGGGUGAGUUUGCUCUGGUGCAGUUUGCCUCUUUCACCACUGUGAGGCGCUCCUACAUCCUGCAGGGAGGGGUGCGGGCCGACCUGGACUUGGUGGAUUUCGGGUUCGCAGUGGGAGAACUGGAAGUGCUGGUGGAGACCCCGGAGCAGAUCCCAGCAGGUGCCGAGAGGAUCGCAGAACUGGUGGAGAAACUGGGUCUCAGCGAGGCCUGUAAGAAUCGGGUCCCUGGUAAAAUGGACGCCUACCUGAAGCAGUUCCACCCAGAGCACUAUGGGAGACUACUGAGAGCUCACAAGCUGCACCCCUGAAACAGAGACUGCACCCCCGACUGCACUCCCCGAUCUCUCUGCACCCCCCGACGAUCUCUCUGCACUCCCUGAUCUCUCUGCACCCCUCACUCUCUCUGCACCCCCUGAUCUCUGCGGUAUCAUUUUGUAGUUUCUUUGAUUACAUGAUGUUAAAUAAAAGAUCUACUAAAUUA
Molecule: messenger RNA, 1376 nt
Organism: Acipenser ruthenus (sterlet)
Lineage: Eukaryota; Metazoa; Chordata; Actinopteri; Acipenseriformes; Acipenseridae
Gene: thtpa
Product: thiamine triphosphatase
Exons: 3
Coding region: 343-1203 (286 amino acids)
Biological process (GO): dephosphorylation; thiamine diphosphate metabolic process
Molecular function (GO): magnesium ion binding; thiamine triphosphate phosphatase activity
Source: RefSeq, a predicted model, not a curated record